AUGUCAUUAUUUCCAUUUUAUCAUCAUCGUUUUUUUGAUGAUCCAUUCUUUUUCAAUCGACUUGAUUUCCUCGAUCCAUGGUUUGAUUUUCAUAUGUUCCCAUUGUUUCCUCCAACUGCAUCAAGAAUUCGACGAAUUGAACGAAUUGAACGACAAGAACGACGAUCGUAUUCAUGUAGUAGUAGUAGAAGAAGUAGCACAAACAAUCUUGAAUUAACAUCGCGAAAUUCUCAACCAGAGAAUUUUCAGGUUCAAUUAGAUAUAAAUGGAUUUAAUCCAAAUACGAUUAAACAAAGAGUUGAAGGUCGCAAAUUAAUUGUUGAAGGUAAACAAGAAGAACGUCAAGGAAAUCGUGAUCAUGUCAUUCGAGAAAUACGAGGAAGUUAUGAACUUCCAGAUAAUGUUGAUACAAAUCGUUUAACUUCACAUGUGACAACAAAUAAUAAAUUAGCUAUUGAAAUACCAGUUCAAAAUUCUGAAACUGAACGUCGAUUUAAUCAAGCAAAUAAUAAUAAUAAUAAUCAAAGUUUGACUUCAUUUGAUAAUAUGGGAUUAUCAGAUGAUUCUGAUAUUAGAUCACGUAUUGUUGAUAAAGGAAAUAAUCAAAAACAAUUAGAAAUGUUCGUUGAAAUGAAAAACUUUCGACCAGAAGAAAUUAAUGUAUCAGUAAGAAAUAAUAGAAUAAUUGUUGAAGGUGAACAUCGAAGUGAAGAUGCAAAUCGUUCCGAACGAUCCUAUUUUUAUAAAUCAACAACAUUACCACCUGGAACACAAAUCGAUCAACUUCAAUCUCAAUUUAAUGAUAAAUUUCAAUUGAAAAUUGAAGCACCCUAUUUUUAA
Molecule: messenger RNA, 840 nt
Organism: Adineta steineri
Lineage: Eukaryota; Metazoa; Rotifera; Eurotatoria; Adinetida; Adinetidae
Source: the annotation of a GenBank genome assembly